AUGGUGCAGCGCUCGCCUUUAGCAGCUAGAAGGCUAAUACCGAUAAUCACGGAAAAUACUCAUCAAAAACAACGCAGCGAUGUGCCAAGACUCCAGGAGCCUGGCCAUCGCCAGCGGAGCCAUUCAUUUAACUCAAAUUCUCAGCAAAAGCCAAAGAAAUCCUGCCUAAAAUCCCAUGAUGGUGGGUAUGACAGAAAGUUGAGUAUGACUGAUUCUGCUCAUACCCCACCUGGCUCACCAGAAGAUUUGCCUGAUGAUGAAUCUUUACAUAGCUAUGGUAGUGCUGCCACUGCUGCUUCAAUUGAUGCAGGAUAUGCACCAUUCAAUGGGACCACCUUUAGUGGUAGAUCCAUGCGUUAUGUACUGCAUUGUUCGUCACAUGCAGGUCUUGCUGGGGAAGAAUAUCUGACACCAACUCAACGAGCCCAAAAGCAAAUACGGCGCCUCAAAAAUCUUCUUAGUCAAGCUAAGAAAGAUUUAGACAAGAAGGACAGUGAAAUAUUUCAGCUCACUAAAGAAGUUGUUGAACUAAGGCUUUAUAAGGCAUCAAUAUGUUCACCUGAUGAAAAAUCAAAUUCAAGUGAAAUUGUGACUAUUAGAGAAAAUGCAGAAGAGCCUUCUAUUGAACAAGAUAGUCCUAAAGAUGAAGAUGCAUGUAGAUCAUUUGAUAUCACAGAUAGCCCAAUGUUCAAAAAUCAAACACCAACAAGAUGCCGCAAUGAAAUGCAAGGUUCAUUUACAGACUCUGGACAUUUUGAUGAUCUGACAAAUUCAUCUCUGCAUUCUAAAGAAUCCGUACAUUUACUGACACAUGAGGCAUCUUGUAUGACAGAGUUAGGAGACGUUGAUGAGGAACGCCGUAGUCUAAUAGCAUAUUAUGAGAAAAAGAUAGAAGAUAUUAUUAGGACUCAUGUUGGAGAGACACAAGAAAUUAAGAAAGUUCACAAUGACAAAGUGGAGUCGUUGUUACAAAAGUUGGCAGAUGUAAAUACACGGUAUUGUGAACUGUUGCCUAAUUGUGAGCAGGCCAAAGAGAGGAUUUAUUCUCUUGAGAAACAGUUAGAAGAAGUAAACAAGCAACUGCAGGAGGAAGAAACCAGACAUAAAUCAAUGUAUUUGCAGAUGUAUAACAAAGGUGUUGAGGCUGCCAAAUUUGAAUUAGAUAAGGAAGUGGAGCCUGGCACUGUCCAAGGGCAAGCUAGCCGGGUAUCCGUGGAGGAACUACUGGAGCAGUUGCAGAUUACUCAGACAGAGCUCGAGAAAGUUCGAGACACGGCAUUCACAGAGGACCGAUCGGCAAAGUCACAAGUACUGCUAAGUGCAAAGGAGGCUGUUUCUUUAUGGGUCCUAGGAGCUCGAAAGGCAAUGUACCGUCGCAUUGUCGAGUCGCAGAAAGGAAACAAGACGAAAGUAGAUCCUGAAGUGACAUUGCAGUUCCUAAAAUCGGCCAUCUAUUACUUCCUUACCGAUCCCGAGAACCACCACGGACAUCUCAACGCCAUAGAGAACAUUCUUGGAUUCACUGAUACGGAGAAAAAGAAUAUACGCAAGGCGAGGACGUCGUAG
Molecule: messenger RNA, 1566 nt
Organism: Arctia plantaginis
Lineage: Eukaryota; Metazoa; Arthropoda; Insecta; Lepidoptera; Erebidae
Source: the annotation of a GenBank genome assembly